UAUCUGACCCACCGCUGCACUGGGAAGCUCAUCCUCACCUUUAAACUCCCCUUUAAACCUCAGGUUACAGUGUGGGACGUCAUGCAGAAUGAUGGAUAAACUCUGGAGAACUUCUCCCAGUGGAGGUGCACUCCUUCACCUCCUCAGCCUGUGACUGGUUAAACCUCCUGAAAGCUACUGGACUCACUGGUGUCCGUGAGGCGAGGCUGCAGCGGCAGGUGACAGAAGUUUGGAGCCGGUUCCUGAGUUGGUGAAGCCGCUGAGAGGAAGUGGUUUACCGGGUGUCUCCUGCUCCUCCUCCUCCUGCUUGGUUCUUCUCCUCACCUGAGGCAGCCAGGCCCCGGCGCACAGCUCUUCUCUCCGCGGGCCUCCCCUCCCUCCUCCUCCCCGGUCAGGAUGGCCUCCGUGACCCCGGGAGCUCUGGCCACUUGGAGAGCCACAAUCCUACUCCUCCACCUCAUCUCAGCCGCGGUGGCAAAACGACACGUCGUGUUCUGGAACUCCACCAACACCAGGUUAACGACAGGAGAUCUGUCCAUCCAGGUGAAUCUGAACGACUACCUGGACAUCAUCUGCCCCCACUUCCCCAACAAGGAGACGCUGGGCCCCCGGCAGCCGGAGACGCUGGCCCUCUACCUGCUGGGAGAGGCAACGUUCCAGGGCUGCGUGGAGACCAAAGGGGCGAUCAAGAGAUGGGAGUGCAACACCCCCUUUGCUCCAUUUGGACCCGUGCGCUUCUCUGAGAAGAUCCAAAGGUUCACACCCUUCUCUCUGGGGUUUGAGUUUCUCCCAGGGCACCACUACUACUACAGCUCUCUACCCACAGAUGAAGGCCCUCUUCUGCCAUGUAUGAAGUUGCGUGUCACUGUGUGUUGUGAGCCCACAUUAGAGGGUUCGAGACAAACACAAGUGACCGCACCUCAGAGCAGUGCUUCCUCACUGCGGACAGCUCCACUCCUCCUCCUCAUCCUCAGCCUUCACCUGCUGACUACCUGACCCCCCCGCCUCAUCCGUCCUCGCCACCGACCUCGGCUCCUGCUCCUCCCGUAAGGAUCAGGAGUCGCUUCUCAGACGAUCAAGUACACAAUGCAAUCUACGCUCAGACAGCGAAAUGACACAAUGCAAUCUACACUAAGCUAUUGCAAAUGACCAACAUUACCUUGUGAGUGUUUGACCUGUGAAAUUCCAGGAAGAAUCAUGUUGGGGAUUCUUCUUCAGGAAACGCGGGCCACAGUGACUCAGGGACUGAUUUACCGAAUCACUGUGAUUCAUUUCUUGUUAUUUCCUUCUGUCACUUGUUGUGUAAGUAGCAGCUCAGAAUAAUACACACAGAGCUUUGGCCUAUUCGUGAGACUCGUAUCCCAGUCUGCCUCUGCCAGAAGAACAAUGAGUCUGUCCGGAUGUGUUCCAACAAAGUUCUUUCACUUUUUCAUUUAUGUUUCUUAUUCUGUUUUUCCUUUUCUACUUAGUUUCUUUUAUUCGUUUUUUUUUUUUUUUUUUUGUUAAAACCUGUCUCCAGUUGAGAAUUGGCCAAAUAAACACAUUCUAUUGCACUGAGUGGCUCAGGGUGGAGGUCGAUCAGUCAGCUGGUGACUUUCUUUUCUUUCCCGUUAUGCUGGAUAUGGGCAGACGCAGAUAAUUAACUUGUUUUAAAACUGCCUAGUUUACAUCUGAGAAUGUUAAAUGUGUUUUAGAUCUUAUUAGAUUUCUUUGAAAAGGCUUUUUAAGAAGAAAUAAGGAAUAUUCUGGAAAAGUCAGGAAAAGCUCCUGCGCCCCCUACUGGGAUCAGACUGGUUUAACUGGAAUUGGACUGGGUUGGCCCUGAACCCAGAACUUGGACACUAGAUCUUGGUGGUAUAUGGUAAUAAUGGCACCUGGGACUAAGAUUGUUCCUCUCUGACUGGACCCCCUGUUGUUCUGCCUCCCCAGCCCUCUGUCUGCUCCAGAACAGAGGGGGUUAUGGGUAAACGGAGAGCGCAUCAGCAUGGUGAUCUUCACUGAACACACUGCAGACCACUGAGGAGGCCGACCAUGUGUGUAGAUGUACACACAAGUAUUUUGUUCCUUUUAUUGUUUUCAUGGGAUUCUUGAUGUUAGCUUUUACUGUAUAGUUAAUAUAUUCUGCACAAUAAGAUGUAUUAACUGUACAAGUCAGUGAUUUAGUAAGAUCUGAUAUUUGAACGCAAACAUCUGGAAAUAAUUGCUUUUUUACCUACACAGACAAUGAUUUAUAUUCUGGGUUAAAUGGAUUUACUGGAUUCUUGUCAUUAUGCUCUGCUACAAUGUAUUUUCCCAAAUGAAAGGAUUUAACGGUGGAAUUUAUUUAAUUUGGACUGCCAUUUAGUUUUUUAUUAAGAAAUGGCUCUAAAUGACUGUCAUUGAUCAAGAAAAUAUUAAAAUUAAUUCAAUAUUAAUUUACUUAAUUUUAAGAUUGUUAUUGAAGAAAAUAAAUCAGUGGAUUUUCUUAAUGAAAUUAAAUGAAGCUUAUAUAUCUAUAUAUACGGUAAAAUAAUUAUUUCCACACAAUAUUUGAGUGAUUUGAGGUCAGAAAAUCUUUAGAUUAAAUAUAUAGUUUAUUAAAAAAAAUACUACAUUGUUAGCACUUAAUAUAUAUUUUUUCCUCGAAUCGCACCAGUCAUGCCGUUGUUUUGUGUUUUUUUCCAAAAUGGGUGAUGAAAACCGAUGUUUGAAAAAUGUUUAAUUUGAACUAUGUAGAAUUUUACAAUCAUGUACUUGUAGGAUUAUGAUGUUGAUUUCUUUGUGUUUGUGUAACGCGUUUCACAUUUUCGUGAAAAAUGUAGCUUCUUCUGUGAAGAGCCAACCGCAAUCUGAGCCUUUUUUUUUUACGUGGCACGUCAAAAUAAAUUCGAUUGCAUUA
Molecule: messenger RNA, 2878 nt
Organism: Limanda limanda (common dab)
Lineage: Eukaryota; Metazoa; Chordata; Actinopteri; Pleuronectiformes; Pleuronectidae
Product: ephrin A4
Exons: 5
Coding region: 397-996 (199 amino acids)
Biological process (GO): ephrin receptor signaling pathway; axon guidance
Cellular component (GO): plasma membrane
Molecular function (GO): ephrin receptor binding
Source: RefSeq, a predicted model, not a curated record